GCCGCUACAAGUCUAAUUCGGCCCUCACGGUGCAAUAUUAAUGAUUUUAGAAAUAUAAUGACUAUUGUAUGAUGUUUAAUAUGGACACGAAUGGACACCGCUGCCCGCUAAUAGAUAGUGCAGGUGUCGUGCCGAUAGCGAUGAACGGGUCACCCUCCUCUGGCAACAGCUCGGACAUGUUCCUCUACGAUGACUCCUCCAUGUCUGACGGCAGCCUCUACGCCAGCGACCAAGAAAACCACUCCAUCCCUAGAAAAAGAUCGGACUGCCGGCGGCUUCACAAGCGGCGAUCCCGAUGCCCGCAGCAGCAGAUCCAGCAGCGGCAGGCGGCGAACAUGCGCGAGCGUCGCCGCAUGCAGUCCAUCAACGACGCGUUCGAAGGACUGCGCGCGCACAUUCCAACGCUUCCCUACGAGAAACGGCUCUCGAAAGUAGAUACCCUCAAGCUGGCUAUAGGAUACAUCAGUUUUCUGGGGGAACUGGUCAGGGCAGACCGCAGUAGUUCAGACACCAUGCUCUCAGGAGUGACGAAUGCUCAAAAUAAAGAAGAGCAGAGAAAAGUCAUCAUUCGAGUUAAUAUGCCUAUUAAAAUUUUGAUUGCCCGCCAAGUGUACGACGCCACGGGUGUGCCCACGGUGGAAGUGGACCUGGUGACGGAGCUGGGCCUGUUCCGGGUGGGCGUGCCGUCCACAGACGUGAAGAAGAUAGGCGAGGCCGUGCAGCUCCGCGACAACCAGCCCGCCUGCAACCACGGCAUGGGCGUCACUAUGGCCGUCAAGAACAUCAACACCAUCAUCGCCCCCGAACUCAUCAAGCAAAAUUUCGAAGUCAUUAUGCAAAAAGAAAUCGAUCAAUUCAUGAUCUCCCUCGAUGGUACCGAAAACAGGUCGAGACUCGGGUCCAAUUCUAUCAUGGUCGUGUCGAUGGUUAUAGCAAAGGCCGGCGCAGCCAAGAAAGGUGUCCCGCUGUACCGCCACAUCUCGGACAUGGCCAGCGUGACGUCCAUCGUGCUGCCCGUGCCGCACUUCACCAUCCUCACCGGCGGCAUCGUGUCUUCCAACCCACUCGCCUUCCAGGAGUACUGUGUUAUGCCUACCGGCGCCUCCUCUUUCGCUGAUGCCAUGCGCAUGGGCACAGAAAUAUACACUUUCACAAAGAACGUGAUUAGAGAAAAAUACGGCGUUAACGCCACCUACGUGAGUGAUAAUGGCGGCUUUUCUAUCCCUUUACAAAGCCACAGAGAUGCACUUCUGUUUUUAACCGAUGUGAUUAAACAGUGUGGAUACUUAGGGAAAGUUGAGAUUUCAAUCAACGUGGCCGCUUCUGACAUGCACAAAGAUGGUGCGUACGACCUGGAAUUUAAAAACGAAAACUCAAAUCCUCAAGAGUACAUGUCGUCUGAGAAGCUCGGCGAAGUAUAUCUGGAUAAUAUGAAGGAGUUCCCUGUAUGUUCGAUAGAAGAUGGAUUUGAUUUUGAUGAUUGGGCUGCGUGGUCUCAAUUAGCUAUACGGACACCGAACCAAAUAAUGGGGAAUGAUUUGACUCAAACUAAUCUUAGAAGAGUUGGUUUGGCUGUCGAGAAGAAGGCUGGAAAUGCGAUCGCUUUGCGGAUCAAUCAGGCGGGAACGCUGACGGAAGUGAUUGAUGCUUUUAAAAUGCUGAGGGCCAACGCUUUCGGGAUCUGCGUGGAGGACCGGUGGGGGGACACGGAGGACCUGUUCCUCGCCGAUCUCGUGGUGGGGCUGUCGGCGGGGCAGUUCAAGUGCGGCGCACCUGCGCGCUCCGAGCGCGUCGGCAAGUACAACCAGAUCAUCAGGAUCGAGGAAGAACUAGGAGCCCUAGCUAAAUACGCGGGCAAAAACUAUCGCCUACAGCUAUGA
This is a messenger RNA of Pectinophora gossypiella (pink bollworm), 1880 nucleotides long. Its product is annotated as enolase-like. The transcript has 4 exons. The record is from RefSeq and is a predicted model, not a curated record. Lineage: Eukaryota; Metazoa; Arthropoda; Insecta; Lepidoptera; Gelechiidae. Gene Ontology annotation, biological process: glycolytic process. The coding region runs from base 69 to 1880 and encodes 603 amino acids. Gene Ontology annotation, molecular function: protein dimerization activity; magnesium ion binding; phosphopyruvate hydratase activity. Gene Ontology annotation, cellular component: phosphopyruvate hydratase complex.